AUGCGUUUGCUUGGCUGGCUUUGCCUGGCUGUGUCUCUUGGGGAAGUAGCUGGCGCUCAGAGCAGCACUCUGGCCAAAAGAGACACCGUGGGUGACAUUUUAUCGGACAUUAAGAAUUUGGCGACUUGUUCCGCCUGCGAGUCCCUCCUGGGGGUUCUCCAGACCGUGGCUCAUCUGGGAAAUGAUGCUUUUGUGAACGUGAUUACUGAAGUUUGUACGUUGGCCAAAGUAAGUACAGCUGAGUAUAUUCCUAUCUUUCUUCGGACCGAGCCACCCGUUCUGAACUUGAUGACCCAGGUCGAAGACAAGGAUGUCUGCGCCGGUGCAAUCGCCCCUGAAGGGCCCAUUCUAGCCCACGACCUCCGGGGCAUGCAGAUUCCAUCUAAGACGGCGGCUCUCUUCUGCUCGACGAUCUUCGGUCUCUGCGACUAUCCCGCCAUCACCGAGUACACGGUCAACUUCCCCUCUGCGAAACCAGCAAAGGCCACACGCCCACCUGCCAGUGGAAAGUCCCCGAUCCAAGUCGUUCACAUUAGUGACAUCCACGUCGACCUUUCCUAUGAGACAGGCGCCAAUUACAAUUGCACCAAGAACAUCUGCUGUCGGCCAUACACAGCGAAUGAUGCACCGGGAAAUACUGGAUUCCCCGCGGGCCAGUACGGCAACCAUCAAUGUGACUCACCGGUGACAUUGGAAGAGAGUAUGUAUGAGGCGAUUCAAAGCCUCGUGCCUGAUGCCUCCUUCACAAUCUUCACCGGCGAUGUUGUCGAAGGUGCCGUGUGGCUUGUCAACCAGACUGAGGUGACAAAUGACUUGAAUGAUGCAUACAAGACUCGGAUGCCCUCGUACCUUGAGCAAGUCUACGGGGUGAUUGGCAACCAUGACGUUGCACCCGUCAACUCGUUUCCGCCUUCCAGUAUCGACACCACGAUCUCGAGUCAGUGGUCUUAUGAUACGCUUUCCUCAGAUUGGAGCCAAUGGAUCGGAUCGGCAGCGGCCAGCACCGCUGACGAAUAUGGCUCCUAUUCUGUCAAGUAUCCAAAGGGGAACCUGCGCAUCAUCUCCUUCAACACCAAUUUCUACUACAAAGAAAACUUCUGGUUGUAUGAGCGCACUAUGCAGACGGAUCCCAAUGGCCAGCUCGCUUGGCUUGUCAGCGAGCUCAGCGCAGCCGAGACCGCCGGUGAGCGCGUCUGGCUACUUGGCCACAUGCCCAUGGGCGCUGGUGACGCCUUCCAUGACGGUUCGAGUUACUUUGAUCAAAUCAUUCAAAGAUACGAUGCGACUAUUGCGGCGACCUUCUACGGUCACACGCAUAAGGACGAGUUCGAAAUUGCCUACUCAGACUACACCGAUCAAACGGCAAACACUGCCACGAUGAUGUCCUACAUUGCGCCAGCCCUGACCCCGACUUCGGGUAACCCAACCUUCCGUGUGUAUUCGAUCGAUCCAGAGACCUAUGGGAUCCUGGACUUUACCGUGUACAUUGCAGAUAUGUCGGACCCAUCAUACCAGACCAAGCCGACAUGGAAGAAAUACUACUCAGCCAAGGAAACCUACGGUCCACUGCUCAGUCCUCCAGUGACCGACAGCGCGGCCGAGCUCACGCCUGCCUUUUGGCACAACCUCACCGUCCUGUUUGAGACCAAUGACUCCGUCUUUCAAGACUAUAUCGCUCGUAAGAGCCGUGGCUGGGAUGUUUCGGCCUGUACCGGCGACUGCAAAUCAAGCGAAAUCUGUCAGCUUCGAGCCGCACAGUCACAGUACAACUGCGUGAAGGUCUCCCCGGGCGUUCAUUUCAAGAAGCGUUCCGAGACCAGCGAGCAGAAGUCUGAACGGGGGUGUGGUGAAUCCGUCAUCGCCGCGAUGUUCGCCAAUUUUGACGGAACUGUGGCGGCCUUGGAGACAUCCGCCGCGGCGAAAUUAGGCCCAUCCUUCCUGAACACCCCAGUGAACUCCACUGUUGCGUGA
This is a messenger RNA of Penicillium oxalicum, 1971 nucleotides long. RefSeq names its product acid sphingomyelinase family protein. Gene Ontology annotation, biological process: sphingomyelin catabolic process. The record is from RefSeq and is a predicted model, not a curated record. Bases 1 to 1971 code for a protein of 656 amino acids. Gene Ontology annotation, molecular function: sphingomyelin phosphodiesterase activity. The transcript is spliced from 3 exons. NCBI's taxonomy places the organism in Eukaryota, Fungi, Ascomycota, Eurotiomycetes, Eurotiales, Aspergillaceae.